Rhizophagus irregularis DAOM 181602=DAOM 197198 is the source of this 481-nucleotide messenger RNA. NCBI's taxonomy places the organism in Eukaryota, Fungi, Glomeromycota, Glomeromycetes, Glomerales, Glomeraceae. The record is from RefSeq and is a predicted model, not a curated record.
AAUUUGGAACUUAAUAUUAAAUAUAAAAAUACCACUGAUCCUUCUAGAAUCGUUAAAUUAAUCGAAGCUCAAAAAAAUCUAAAAGAAGUUAGUUUGAUUCAUGAUUAUUACAUUAAAAUUAAUGAAUCAUAUCACAAAAUACUUGAAGAAUCACUAAUUAAAUGUGCAAAUACCGUUCAAUAUUUGAAAAUAGACUGGAAACCUAUCACAAAUUUUCUUUCAUAUCUUGUAAAUUUAGUAAGCUUAGAAUUAAGUUAUUUUUAUACAAAUUGGAAUUAUUCAGUAUCUUUACCACUUUUAAAAUAUUUAAAGGCUAAUGGCGUCUCAUCUGAAGUUUUAGCAAGUAUUAUUGAAAAUACGAAAGGAAAUCUUAAUGAAAUCAUUAUAAAUUAUCAACAUCACCAUAAUGAUAAAAGGCUUAUUAAGGCAAUUUAUCAACAUUGUCCUAAUCUUAAUUAUAUUAAAUUAUCAUUGUUAAAUA